Capsella rubella is the source of this 3100-nucleotide messenger RNA. RefSeq lists its product as uncharacterized. Gene Ontology annotation, cellular component: intracellular membrane-bounded organelle. Lineage: Eukaryota; Viridiplantae; Streptophyta; Magnoliopsida; Brassicales; Brassicaceae. The record is from RefSeq and is a predicted model, not a curated record. The coding region runs from base 36 to 2948 and encodes 970 amino acids. The transcript has a single exon.
GCAAAUGUAAAAAGUUCCUCACUUCCUCCGUAACAAUGGCGACUUUUUGGCCGCCCUCUUCAUCUUCAAACUACUCUUCUAGUUUCCUUUAUUUACAAUCAUGCUCUUCCCUCUUCUUCGUCUUCCUCCUCCUCUUUCUGACCUCUGCAACUUGUUCACUCACCGUUGAAUCAUCCUUAGUGAAUCCUCACUCCUUCACAGCCCCAGGAAUCUCGUACUCGGAUCACUGCAACCACAUAGUUGCAGAGUCUACGACCGACCCUUCUCCCUCCGCCGUGUUCAGCCGUGCGUCGCUCGGUUUCGAUGUCAGCUUCUUCUCCGGCGGCGACUCUUUCUUCAAGAGGUAUCAAUCACAGAACGGUGAUAUUAAAUCUGCUAGGUUUAGACCCAGAUCAAUACGCAAAACUUUGGGCGAUGGGGGAAUUUACAAGGUUGAAGCCAAAUUGACUUUAGAAAUCUCAAAAACCUCAGCUUCUUCUUUUUAUUACGGCGGCGAUUUUGGGCAACGGAAGAUUCAGGUAACGCAGAUCGACGGACGCAGGAUCCCGGUGAGCUUUCGGGGAGGACCAAGUUUCGAUUUUUAUGGGUUUUGGUCGGAGUCUACAGGACAAGUCUGUAUGGUUGGAUCGGCGCAAGUUUUGCCUGGGGAAGGUACUGAUUUGAAGACCUUUGAUGCUCGUCUUAUGCUUAACUAUUCAAAGGACUCUAAUAUCUAUGGAAGUUUGGUUAAGGGACUGUUAGAGAGCGUGAAUAGCCAAAGUAGUUUUGAAACUAUUUCGAUUCUUGGUGCGAGAAACACUCCUUUGAACUAUGAGUAUAAGUUGUUAGAGCAAGCGAAAUCGGAUUGCGGGAUUAACAGUGAAGUGAGUUUGUCGUUAGAGAAUGUUUUGGGAGGAAUGUGUAAGGUUUUUAAAGGUAGAGUUCAUGUGUUUGGUCUGAUGUACAGAAAUGAUUGUGGGAUUAACCAUAGUUGCGGUCCUUUAGGAAGUGAUGUAGAGUACACACCGGCUUCUAUGUCACUAUUGUCGUUUCUUUGUGAUGGGGAGAGGAUGCGGAUGGUACUGUCAUUUAGUAACUUUAGUAGUUUUAUCAGGUUGUUUCCGUUUGAUCCGAGCACCACUUUGGUUGCAGAGGGAACUUGGGAUGUAGAGAAGAAUAGGUUCUGCGGUGUUGCGUGCAGGAUCUUGAAUUUCUCGGGUUCUUUGAGUAAUGCUGUGGUUGGUGACUGUUCCCUGAGGUUAAGUUUAAGAUUUCCUGCUAUCUUGUCGAUUAAAAGCAUGGCUCCAGUAGUUGGCCAGCUUUGGAGUGCCAAAACGGAGAAUGAUCCAAGCUACUUCAGAAGAAUCAAGCUAUCGAGCCUAAAUGAUCCACUGUGGCGUUUCCCUAGUCUGAGAUAUGAGUAUACAGAAAAAGAGAGAUUGGGUAAGUUAUGCGAGGCUGGCAAGAGUCACCACAAAAGCAAAGCAAACCAUUACCCUGAUGCUCAAACUUCAGACAUGAGAUUUGUUAUGUCAGUGAAAUUUUCUGGAGGAGACAAUGUGUUAAGAUCUGCUCGUGCAAGCCCUUUCUUUGUGGGAGAUCGAUUGUAUCGCGAUCUUUUGGUUCGUGGGCAAGGGGUUGGGCUGACUGGAACCCCUAUGAAUGUCAACAGUGUCACCAACAGCUUCACAAAUAUAACAUAUAAGAUCCAUUUUUUGAACCCGUUUUCUGAAUCCCGUGGAGAUAUCUAUGCUGAGGGAACAUAUGAUAGAAAUACAGGUGAACUAUGUAUGGUAGGAUGUCAAUCAGUUAGGCUAAAUAGCACGGUGGUGAUGCAAAACGAGACUGUGGAUUGCAAUCUUGCAAUCAAUAUAAAGUUUUCUCGUAUUGAUUCAAAAAGCGAUGACCGUUUAAAAGGAACCAUCGAAAGCACACGGGAAAAGACAGAUCCGUUUUAUGUUGGACGUAUGGAGGUUUUGUCGAGGUCGAUUUAUGUUCAUCAAGCCAAAGAAUCUGUUUGGAGAAUGGAUUUGGAGGUUGCAAUGGUUUUAGUAUCCAAUACACUUUCAUGUUUCUUCGUGGGGAUGCAACUCUACCAUAUGAAGAAACACCAAGAAGCACUUCCAUUCAUCUCCAUCACAAUGCUGAUACUUCUUACAUUAGGUCACAUGAUUCCUUUGUUGUUAAACUUUGAAGAACUCUUUAAAAGCCGCCAUAACCAGCAAAGUUUGUUUUUCGAGAACGACAGAUGGCUUGAAGCCAAGGAAAUUGUGGUGCGGAUAGUGACACUGAUAGCUUUCUUACUAGAGUGCCGUCUUCUCCAACUAGCUUGGACUGCUAGAAAUACUGAAGAUUAUCAUCACCAUCAAGGUGUGUGGAAUGCAGAAAAGAAGGUUUCUUAUGUGUGUUUACCUCUUUACAUCACUGGUGGAUUGAUUGCUUGGUUAGUAAACCAUAACAGAACUCCUAAAAGAAUAGUAUACUUUGGAAAACCGCAUGCACGGAAUCUUUUGUACCGUCCGGUGAACCUGAAACGCUCUUUUCAACGUCCUCCUUUGUGGAAAGAUCUGAAAUCUUAUGGAGGUUUGAUGCUAGAUGCAUUCCUCCUUCCUCAGAUACUCUUCAACGGAUUCAGCAACUCAGACUUAAAGCCUCUUGCUGCUUCGUUCUAUGGUGGAAACAGCUUCGUUCGAUUGCUUCCUCACGCUUAUGAUCUGUACAGAAGCCGCAGCUAUGGGAAGAUUCUUGAUUGGUCAUUCAUUUAUGCAAAUCACAAAAUGGAUUAUUACUCUACGGCAUGGGAUAUCAUUAUCCUCUGUAUCGGUUUCCUAUUCGCUUUUCUGAUUUUCUUACAGCAGAGAUUUGGUGGUCGUUGUUUCAUUCCAAAGAGAUUCAGAGAAAAUGUGGGAUAUGAGAAAGUUUUAGAGCUACAAGAAGCUGGUGAGCAACACAAUACCAAUGAUUCUUGACAAUAUAUACAUAGACAAAGUUUUUGCUGUCAUAUAUAUACAACAAGUGUAUUUUCUUUUUAACCUUUUUUGGCUGUAAUCUCUACAUUAUUUUUUUUUGGGAAAACCAAAUUGUUACAGAGUGAAUAGAAACUUGCGAAAGCUUCACCUUU